AUGCUACCGUCUGCAGAAGCUGCGAAAUUGUACCAGACCAAUUACGUCCGCAACUCCAGCGUCAUCGGACUUUUAUGGACCAUCUUCACGAUCCUGUUCGGUAUUGUGAACGUGAUCAUCUUCUCCCAGCCCUACUGGAUCGGGGAUGGCGUGGAUACGCCGCAGGCCGGCUACUUCGGCCUUUUCCAAUUUUGCAUCGGAGACGGCAUCGCCAGAGAGCUGGACUGCGAGGGGACCUUCACUGAGUUCGCCGAUAUCCCCUCCACCGCGUUCAAGGCCGCCUCCUUCCUCAUCGGAAUGUCCAUGAUGCUGAUUGUCUCCUGCAUCGGCUGCUUCAGCCUCUUCUUCCUCCUCAGCACCUCCACCGUGUACAAGAUCUGCGGCUGGAUGCAAGCGGCAUAA
Messenger RNA from Pseudoliparis swirei, 402 nucleotides. RefSeq names its product LHFPL tetraspan subfamily member 3 protein-like. The transcript has a single exon. Gene Ontology annotation, cellular component: plasma membrane. The record is from RefSeq and is a predicted model, not a curated record. Gene Ontology annotation, biological process: sensory perception of sound. Lineage: Eukaryota; Metazoa; Chordata; Actinopteri; Perciformes; Liparidae. The coding region runs from base 1 to 402 and encodes 133 amino acids.